AUGUAUGGAUAUUAAAAAUACUAAAGAUUAAAAGUUUCAUUUAAACAAAAGCCAAAAUAAAUAAUUUUAUGACGAAUAAAGGACACAAUAAUAAAGUUAAUUUUAUCGAAAUAGGCCUUUCUUGAAUACUUCUCGAAUCUUCAUAGUGUUUUUUUUCUUUAUAAGAAUCACUGUAGUGAUCAUUACGAGAAAAACAGAGGAUAAAUAAACGAGGAAAAACACGCAUAAUAUUGUAAAAUAAAAAUAAAUUGUUGGUGGAGAGAUUCGGUAAAGUUGAAAUGUCGCAGACAAAAAGUUGUCGUGGUGUUUCACGUGUGUUGGACAAAUUGGAAGAAUCGGUGAGAUCGGGAAGAUACUAUGAAGCACAUCAAAAGUAUCGAACAUUGUAUUUUCGGUACUUAUCGCAGAAACGAUUCGACGAAUGUUUAGAAUUACUGUAUGAUGGAGCGCAAAAGCUGUUAGAGAACGACCAAUACAGUAGUGGAGCUGAUUUGGGUUUAUUGGUGGUGGAUACAUUAGAAAAGACAACAAUUGAUGACAUUGAAUUAUGGAUUCAUCGAUUGGGUAACUUAUUGGCUAAGAUUCCAUCAAAUUUAGUGGAACGCGAGACUUUACUAGUAAGUAAAAUCGAUAUAAAAACAGGAAAACAAUCCAAAAUGAGGGGUUCGGAGGAAAAAUGUUUCGUAGAAAAGUUCCGUGGAAAAAUGUUCGGGAGCUAA
This is a messenger RNA of Contarinia nasturtii (swede midge), 719 nucleotides long. RefSeq names its product Golgi to ER traffic protein 4 homolog. Gene Ontology annotation, molecular function: protein binding. The coding region runs from base 279 to 719 and encodes 146 amino acids. The transcript has 3 exons. Gene Ontology annotation, biological process: protein insertion into ER membrane. The record is from RefSeq and is a predicted model, not a curated record. Gene Ontology annotation, cellular component: cytosol; BAT3 complex. NCBI's taxonomy places the organism in Eukaryota, Metazoa, Arthropoda, Insecta, Diptera, Cecidomyiidae.